AAUCUUCAUCACUUAGUCGACCUCUCAGUGAAACCAUCUCUUUCUUGAGAACUUGGAGUGAAUUAUCUCGUCAUACUUAGGAGAAUAUGAAGUGGGAAAUUCAGAGACGAGCGAUAGGAAAUCCAGUGAUGUCCGCAUCAGUUUCAUAUCCCAACAGGAAGCUUUUGAAUUGCUAUUCUAGGAGAGACGAGGAUUCUGUCAAAUAUCAUAGAAAAGGUUCAGUGCUUCAGCGGAUGAACAAGCUCGGGAAGAAGGCUGACGUUUUUGCCAGUGGCAUUAGAGAGCAUGUUAGGCUUAGUCAGAGGAUUUUAGAGACAGUGAAGGGGAAACUGAGCUUGGGAGCCCACAUUUUUCAAAUGGGCGGGAUGGAGAAAGCAUUCAAGACUCUGUUCAAUGUCAGUGAGAAAGAGAGACUCCUAAAGGCCUCGCAGUGCUAUUUAUCAACCUCAGCAGGUCCGAUAGCCGGCCUCCUCUUCAUCUCAACCCAAAGUAUUGCAUUCUGCAGUGAGAGAUCCUUAAAGAUAUCUUCUCCCAAUGGCAAAUGUCUCAGACUCCAUUACAAGGUACUUAUUCCACUCACAAGAAUAGACAGCGCCAGCGAAAGCAAGAACAUGAAGAAGCCAUCACAAAAGUACUUGCAGAUCGUGACUGUGGACAAUUUUGAGUUCUGGUUCAUGGGUUUCUUGAAUUAUCAGAAGACUCUGAAACAUCUUCAGCAGGCCAUCUCUCAAGCACAAAUGAAGAAAUAAUACCUUCAAAUCUCACAUGACAAAGUGUACAUAUAAGAGAUCCUCUUCUUCUUUCUUUUUCGUCUCUUCUGAAGUCUUCUUUCAUGUAGCCUGAUCAACAUUUCAUUGAAUCAGAUGUGCAAAACUCCUGUGAGGCACUCGAAUAGCUGUUCAUAAUGUAUAAAAGAUUAUGUCAACAGGAAAAAGCCGAUGCUCAUUAAUCACUUCACAGUUCACAUAUUUUCUUACUA
Punica granatum (pomegranate) is the source of this 979-nucleotide messenger RNA. NCBI's taxonomy places the organism in Eukaryota, Viridiplantae, Streptophyta, Magnoliopsida, Myrtales, Lythraceae. The record is from RefSeq and is a predicted model, not a curated record.